Trichoplax adhaerens is the source of this 1233-nucleotide messenger RNA. RefSeq lists its product as hypothetical. Gene Ontology annotation, biological process: negative regulation of protein kinase activity. Gene Ontology annotation, cellular component: cytoplasm. The transcript has 11 exons. The record is from RefSeq and is a predicted model, not a curated record. The coding region runs from base 1 to 945 and encodes 314 amino acids. NCBI's taxonomy places the organism in Eukaryota, Metazoa, Placozoa, Uniplacotomia, Trichoplacea, Trichoplacidae.
AUGGCGUCGCUGACUUCCAUUAAAGAUCGCUUAUUUUCUAAUGUACAACAUGGCCUAAGUGACGGACUUAAAUCCGUUGGCAAGCUUAUUUCAAGCUCGACGACUAAAUCCUUUCUCGGUUCCGACAAUGUAGACAGUUCCGAAUCUACUGAACUAGGUUUGCAUGCUGGUGCUGAAACCUUAGAUAGAUAUCAACGAAAUUGGGCCGAUAUUCAUAAAGCUACCAAUGCUUGCAGUGAAAAUGCAACGGCUGCAGACAGUGAAAUUAUGAAAUUAAAGGGGCAAAUUGAUGAUUUCUAUAAUUCCUAUAAAGUCUUACAUAUGGAAUUGGCUGGGUUAUCGUCAACUAUAGCGUCAGUGGAAGCCUCACGUAAAAGUACAGAGGAGAUGGCUGAUAAAGUCAUCGAAAUCGAACAAAUGUUAGAAGAAUUAGAAUUUGUCAACAAGAGAAUUGAUUUUGAAAAUCUCAAACAAAGGCAUCGUAAUCAAUUUGAAAAAUACAAGGAAUCUAAAGAACUUGAAUAUAUCAGAUUGCAAAAAUCAUUAGAACACCAAAGAGCGCAUAAAGAGGAAUUACAGGAAGGGCAAGAACGUAAAAAACUUUUAGAUAGACAAAAAACAUUUGAGGAAGAAUUUAAAAGGGAACUUAACUUAUUUAAGACCAAAGGACAUCUUGAAAGACCUUUAAGUCAAACAUCGUCAACUAGCUCAUCAAAACUUGAAGAUAUAGUUGUCGACAGUGAUGAAAACACCCAAAUGUUACUUGAUGAAUUUUUAGGACUAGAAGACAAGAUUGAUGACAAUGAGGUGAAUGAAAGGAGUUUAUGUGAUAAUGCAGAAGAAACUAAUAGCGAUCUAGACAACCCUCAACAUAAUCUAGCGGAAACCGAAGAAAUUAUCAACGAUAAGCAAAGCUCAGACGAAGGCAGCCAAGCAAAGGAGUAAUAUUGCAUGCUACUGUACUGUCAAGAAAAGUAAUCACUUAUUAGUACGCGAAUUUAUGGUGGCUAAAAUUGCCUUCCCUUCUUUAGCAAUCAUCGUUCUAUCCAAGCCAGUAUAGAAAUUGUUUUACACUUUUAACCUGAUAGUUAUUUAUUGAGCUACUAUUAGAAAAGCAGUGUUGUAAGUAAAUACAUUUGUAAUUUUUAUUAAUGAUGACUUCAUAGAUUAUCUGUAAAGAUUAUGAACAUAACUCAGAAUCUGAAAUAAAAGUGCUUAAUGCAUAUUAUAUUC